UUCGUGAAGGGCGGGUUCGACCCGAAGAUGAACGCCCGGGAGGCGUUGCGGAUCUUGGAGUUGAAGGAGGCAAGCCUGUCGCUGAAAAAGCUCAAGGACAACCACCGGAGAAUCAUGCUCCUCAACCACCCGGACAAGGGGGGCUCGCCGUACUUGGCCACGAAGAUCAACGAGGCCAAGGACUUUCUCGUGAAG
Molecule: messenger RNA, 195 nt
Organism: Pichia membranifaciens NRRL Y-2026
Lineage: Eukaryota; Fungi; Ascomycota; Pichiomycetes; Pichiales; Pichiaceae
Exons: 1
Biological process (GO): protein import into mitochondrial matrix
Cellular component (GO): PAM complex, Tim23 associated import motor
Molecular function (GO): ATPase activator activity
Source: RefSeq, a predicted model, not a curated record